CCUUCACUGUUUCCUGCUUCCUUCUCUGUUCUCACACUAACACACUCUCCUCCACACACUCACACAUCUUUUCAGAAGCUCUCUCAGCAUGGGGAACUUUGCAGCCAAUGAGGGACUCUCUAUCUUUGUCAUUCUGGUGUGGCUGGGGAUCAAUGCCUUCCUGUUUGUGCAUUUCUACAUGGCCUUCCUGGUGGAGAGAUGGUUUUACACCAGAGUCCUGCUGGGGCAUGCUCUGUCCUGGGCCAGAGCUCCCGCCGCCUGCCUCAACUUCAACUGUAUGCUCAUUCUGCUGCCAGUCUGCAGAAACCUGCUGUCCUUCCUCCGAGGCUCCAUCCAGUACUGCAGCCGCACCGCAGCUCGACAACUCGAUCGAAACAUCACUUUUCACAAACUGGUGGCAUACAUGAUCGCCUUUCAUACAGCCGUGCACAUCGUCGCACAUCUGUUUAACUUUGAGUAUUUCAUGGACGCCCAGCUGAAUCGAAACAGCAGCUUUCUACCUUACAUCCUGUCUGAAAUUGGCAACGGGGACAACGCCUCCUACUUGAACCCCAUUAGGACUAAUGAGACGAACCCUACCAUCGUCAUGUUCACCACCAUCGCCGGUCUGACGGGCGUCGCCAUCACGCUUGCCCUCAUCCUCAUCAUCACUUCGUCCAUGGAGGUCAUCCGCAGGUCGUACUUCGAGGUGUUCUGGUACACACAUCACCUCUUCAUCAUCUUCUUCAUCGGGCUGGUUUUCCACGGCUACGGGCGUAUCGUGCGAGGACAGACGCCUACUAGUCUGAACGCAAGCGACCCCAAGGCUUGUGCCGACCAGUUUGAAAACUGGGGAAACAACGGCUCCAACUGUGCCGUCCCGGUGUUCGCUGGAAACCCACCGAUGACGUGGAAGUGGGUGGUUGGGCCCAUGAUCCUCUACGUGUGUGAGCGCCUCGUCCGCCUCUAUCGAUCACAUCAGAAAGUGGUCAUCACAAAGGUGGUGAUGCACCCGUCUAAGACUCUGGAGCUGCAGAUGAAGAAGAAGGGUUUCCACAUGGAGGUGGGUCAGUACGUCUUCAUCCAGUGUCCGUCCGUCUCCAGGCUGGAGUGGCACCCGUUCACCCUGACCUCCGCCCCUGAGGAGGACUACUUCAGCGCCCACAUCCGAAUCGUCGGUGACUGGACCGAGGCGCUGUACCAAGCCUGCGGGGGGGACAAAAACGAGACUCAGGAGGCCUGGAAACUGCCCAAGAUGGCCAUUGACGGCCCGUUCGGCACAGCCAGUGAGGACGUGUUUCGCUACGAGGUUGUAAUGCUGGUCGGCGCAGGAAUCGGUGUGACUCCUUUCGCCUCCAUCCUCAAGUCUGUUUGGUACAAACGCAUCCAGAACAACCAGGAGGUCUUCACCAAGAAGAUCUACUUCUACUGGCUGUGCCCCGAGACGCAGGCCUUCGAGUGGUUUGCAGACCUGCUGCAGUCUCUGGAGGGUCAGAUGACGGAGAAGGACAUGGCCGACUUCCUCAGCUACAACAUCUACCUCACCCGCUGGAAGGAGGCCGAGGCGGCCCAUUUCCGAGUUCAACAUGAGGCGGAGAAAGAUCCAAUCACAGGACUCAAACAGAAGACUCAUUAUGGGAAACCAAACUGGGACAAUGAGUUCGCCAAUAUAGCAUCAAAGCACCCGGGAACUAAAGUGGGCGUGUUCCUGUGCGGCCCUGCGCUGGGGAAAUCUCUUGAAAAACAGUCUUUGUCUCACUCCGAGGCCAACGUCAAGUUCAUCUUCAACAAGGAGAACUUUUAAAAGAGACGUACAGAAAACUCUCCAAGUCAUGUACUGAGCACGACGAUGAUGCGUUCUCACUAACUUUUAGCGUUCUGAACAAAGAUUUACAUCUGUAACUUCUUCUCCUCUGUGUUGCUCACCGAAAAACGUUGUGCAAAGAAGCCGUUGUUGCUCAAAACGCGAGGAAAUAACCCCACUGUAUUUUCCACAUUCCCCUCUUCUCCUUUUCUGUUACAUCAAAAGCGAAACUGCUGCUUUCAAAACUUCCUAUUUUUGUUUGACUUCCUUUGCCGGGCGGAGGAGCGGCUUUAGAAACAUAUGGUUUAAAUUCCACAAAUGUAAAACAAGUAUUGCCGAUGUGCCCUCGAGCAAGGUGUUAUUAAAGCUUGGCCUGUUACAGAGGAGCUGCAGCAGCCGUACCUGCAAAGAGACAGAAUACAAAGAAAGAGCAGCAGCUUCUGGAACACCUGCACGCUUUGUUUUAGUGUAUAUAGUAGAAGUUUACUCCGGCCAUUUCAACACAAUGUGCUGCUCGUUUAAUCCUGCAUGAAGCAUCGGCAUAGACUAAUAUAUAUUCUCUGUUUGCUCUGGUUGUAAACAUUUCUGAAAAGGUGACUUGCCGUCUUGUUUUUAAUGAAUAUUUUGUUUUGUUUUUUAAAGCAGAUUUCUGUUUAAGACCACGCCCACUUUACAUGUCAUGACAUUUGAAGUCUGUCAACAAACCCCCUAAUGAUGAGGAAUGAAGUCCAUCCACUCCACUUUUCAGAAAAUGUGUGAUUUAUUUUUCUUUUAAGAUAUAUUUGGGGCCUUUAGUCGAACCCGCCAGGCUAUCCUGCACACCGACGAUUUCUUAUGUUGUUUUAAGAAACCUUUUUGAAAUGUCACGACACACCUCAAGUCAGGACAGCAGAUCGAACAAGCUGAAGUGUGAAACAGCGACUCAGAUCUUUAGAUUUAAGAUCUCAUGAAGAUUUCAGGAGAAAAGAUAAAUGUAGAAACAGUCGAUGUAUCAGAGACACUGAUGACUUUAUCCCUGCUGCCUGUUUGAAUCCAUUCAGUCUUAUUUUGAAAGUUGGGUUGUUUACUUCUUCUGGAUAAUAAAUUUGAAAUUACAGAGAAA
This is a messenger RNA of Labrus bergylta (ballan wrasse), 2885 nucleotides long. It is a transcript of the gene cybb, whose product is annotated as cytochrome b-245, beta polypeptide (chronic granulomatous disease). Gene Ontology annotation, cellular component: plasma membrane; NADPH oxidase complex. Gene Ontology annotation, biological process: defense response; superoxide anion generation. Gene Ontology annotation, molecular function: superoxide-generating NAD(P)H oxidase activity. NCBI's taxonomy places the organism in Eukaryota, Metazoa, Chordata, Actinopteri, Labriformes, Labridae. The record is from RefSeq and is a predicted model, not a curated record.